AUGGUUGGAUUCCAGUGUUCGAAUGGGUUCGUUACCUUUCCUCCUUGCGUUGACGCUCCCGCCGGACAUGGCGACCUCGGUGGCCAAUACUCCAACCUCGCUCCAAGUUCGGUCGUCAUCGCCAUGUCCACGCAGUCGACCGUCGAAGCCACAACGAGCACGAACAACGUCUGGCGUGGAGAAAGACAAAGGGUUCAACUUGCAGGGCUAUUCUCUGUCAUUGUGGGACCAAAUGUUGCGACGAUCCUGCUCGUGGGCUGGUUAGCGGACGCAUGGGACCGACCAGGGCUGAAGGGCAGGCAGCAUGCAUCUGCCUCGAAGCAUUCGAAGCUGAAGAAUUGGAUAUCGCAGACAGAGGGAUGGAAGGAGAUACUGCAGGUUGUGACUGCACAUCCUUUUUACAUGUACCUUAGCUCCUCGCCACUUUUGCUGCACGUGAUUUGCGGUGGUCUGGCCAGCCAUCGUGAUGAGCGCGCGUUUGAAAUAUCAUCGUUCGGUCACGGUCCGGAACGAGCCGCACGUGCCAAGAAUAUUGCGGACUUCCCGUCUUUCACGGCGCAUCUCAUCAGAAGAUGCAACUCCCGAUGA
Zymoseptoria tritici IPO323 is the source of this 588-nucleotide messenger RNA. RefSeq lists its product as uncharacterized. The transcript has 2 exons. The record is from RefSeq and is a predicted model, not a curated record. The coding region runs from base 1 to 588 and encodes 195 amino acids. Lineage: Eukaryota; Fungi; Ascomycota; Dothideomycetes; Mycosphaerellales; Mycosphaerellaceae.